AUGAGUUUCAUCACAGGGAAAAGAGAACCUAGCCAAAUCCAGAAGACAUAUGAAACCAUUCCUAAAACAGACUUUUUUGAUGGCUGGGCAGACAGGUAUGAUGUGACAGAAGGCUACCAGCGUGAAGCUGCUGGUGGAAUAACAAUCAAGCUUCAGUCUCCUGGUGUGAAGUGGUUUGAUGAAUAUUACCUGAAACUUCAGCCAGAAACCAAUCAGCGAAAUCCAUGGUUUCAGGAAUUUUGGCAGCACCGGUUCCAGUGCCGACUGAAGGGGUCCCCUCAGGAGAACCCCAAAUUCAACAAGACCUGCACCAGUAAGUCUUCUGAACCUUACAUCUUUAUUGAUGGCUGGGCAGACAGGUAUGAUGUGACAGAAGGCUACCAGCGUGAAGCUGCUGGUGGAAUAACAAUCAAGCUCCAGUCUCCUGGUGUGAAGUGGUUUGAUGAAUAUUACCUGAAACUUCAGCCAGAAACCAAUCAGCGAAAUCCAUGGUUUCAGGAAUUUUGGCAGCACCGGUUCCAGUGCCGACUGAAGGGGUCCCCUCAGGAGAACCCCAAAUUCAACAAGACCUGCACCAGUAACCUGACCUUACAAGCACAACACGUGCAAGAUUCCAAGAUGGGGUUUGUGAUUAAUGCGAUAUACUCCAUGGCCUAUGGCCUCCACAACAUGCAAAUGGCACUGUGCCCAGGCUAUGCGGGUCUUUGUGAUGCCAUGAAGCCGAUUGAUGGACGGAAACUCCUUGAUUCACUGAUGAAGGCCAAUUUCACUGGGGUUUCUGGAGAUAUGAUCUCCUUUGAUGAAAAUGGAGACUCACCAGGAAGGUAUGAGAUCAUGAACUUUAAGAAAAUGAGGAAGGAUCAAUACGAUUACAUCAACGUCGGAAGUUGGGACAACGGUGAGCUGAAGAUGGCCGACGAUGAAAUUUGGGCAAAGAAAAGUUUGGUCAUCAGAUCUGUGUGCAGUGACCCUUGUGAAAAAGGAGAGAUUAAGGUUAUCCGCAAGGGAGAAGUCAGUUGCUGUUGGACCUGCACGCCAUGCAAAGAGAAUGAGUUUGUCUUUGAUGAAUACACAUGCAGGGCCUGUGAGCUGGGAUCCUGGCCCAACCAUGACCUCACUGGUUGCGAUUUAAUCCCAGUUGAAUAUCUACGAUGGGGUGAUCCAGAACCUAUCGCUGCGGUGGUUUUUGCCUGCUUGGGUCUCCUGGCUACUUUAUUUGUCACCGCCAUCUUCAUCAUGUACCGUGACACGCCGGUUGUCAAAUCCUCCAGCCGAGAACUCUGCUACAUCAUCUUGGCUGGCAUCUUUUUGGGUUACCUGUGCACCUUCUGCCUGAUCGCCAAGCCUCAGCAGAUCUACUGUUACCUUCAAAGGAUUGGCAUUGGUCUCUCCCCAGCUAUGAGCUACUCAGCUCUCGUGACGAAAACCAACCGCAUCGCCAGGAUUCUGGCCGGCAGCAAGAAGAAAAUCUGUACCAAGAAGCCACGAUUCAUGAGCGCUUGUGCCCAGCUGGUCAUAGCUUUUAUCCUGAUCUGUGUUCAACUUGGCAUCAUCGUUGCCCUGUUCAUUAUGGAGCCCCCAAAUACCAAGCACGAUUACCCAAGCAUCCGAGAAGUGUACUUGAUAUGCAACACCACCAACUUGGGGGUCGUGACCCCUCUUGGAUACAAUGGUUUGCUCAUUUUAAGCUGCACGUUUUAUGCGUUCAAGACCAGAAACGUCCCUGCAAAUUUCAACGAGGCUAAAUAUAUCGCCUUCACCAUGUACACCACCUGCAUCAUUUGGCUGGCCUUUGUGCCAAUUUAUUUCGGGAGCAACUAUAAGAUUAUCACCAUGUGCUUUUCGGUAAGCCUGAGUGCCACCGUGGCCCUCGGUUGCAUGUUCGUGCCAAAGGUGUACAUCAUCCUUGCCAAGCCAGAGAGGAACGUGCGCAGCGCCUUCACCACGUCGACGGUGGUUCGCAUGCAUGUUGGCGAUGGAAAACCGUCUUCCGCAACCAGCCGCUCGAGCAGUUUGAUCAACCUGUGGAAAAGAAGGGGUUCUUCCGGAGAAACUCUAAGGUACAAAGACAGGAGGCUGGCCCAGCACAAGUCGGAAAUAGAGUGUUUCACUCCAAAAGGGAGUAUGGGAAAUGGUGGGCGAGCGACAAUGAGCAGUUCCAAUGGGAAAUCGGUCACCUGGGCCCAGAAUGAAAAAAGUACAAGCCGAGGGGCCCAUCUCUGGCAGAGGCUUUCCAUCCAUAUCAAUAAGAAAGAUAACCCCAACCAAACCGCGGUGAUCAAACCCUUCUCUAAAAGCACAGACAGCAGCCGGCAGGGCAGUAGCACCACCAUCGCCACCACGUUCCCCGAAUCCAGUGCCAAAACUCUUUAUGAUGUCUCCGAAGCUGAAGAACACUACCCAGCUCAAUAUCGGGUUCAAACUCCUUCCCCCAUUAGUACAGUCAGCCAGACAACUGCUUCCCUGAGCCGGACUGAAGACGAUGUUCCGACUUUCCAGACGGAACAAACCCAACGGAGCAGUUCUUCCCAAGGUUCCCUGAUGGAGCAAAUCAGCAGCGUGGUGACCCGAUUCACGGCCAACAUCAGCGAACUCAACUCAAUGAUGCUCUCCACCGCCGCGCCAGGCCCGAUGGUGACCACCCCAUUGUGCUCUUCCUAUCUGAUUCCGAGGGAGAUCCAGAUCCCGACCACCAUGACCACGUUUGCAGAGAUCCAGCCUCUCCCUGCCAUUGAGAUCAAUGGAGCAUCUCAGUCAAGCAGGAAACCGUCGUGUGGAAGCGUCAAAGAAGGCCCUGCGGCGGAAACCCCGGCCGUUGCCAAGCCCGAGCUUGAAGAGUUGGUGGCUUUGACGCCUCCCUCUCCGUUCAGGGACUCUGUGGAUUCUGGAAGUGCUUCUCCCAGUUCUCCUGCAUCGGAAUCCGCCAUCUGUAUGCCGUCUUCGCCGAAAUACGACUCGCUGAUGAUAAGGGAUUACACGCAGAGUUCUUCUUCCUUGUGA
Molecule: messenger RNA, 3000 nt
Organism: Protobothrops mucrosquamatus (brown spotted pit viper)
Lineage: Eukaryota; Metazoa; Chordata; Lepidosauria; Squamata; Viperidae
Gene: GRM5
Product: glutamate metabotropic receptor 5
Exons: 9
Coding region: 1-3000 (999 amino acids)
Biological process (GO): G protein-coupled glutamate receptor signaling pathway; regulation of synaptic transmission, glutamatergic; trans-synaptic signaling by endocannabinoid, modulating synaptic transmission
Cellular component (GO): postsynaptic density membrane
Molecular function (GO): G protein-coupled receptor activity involved in regulation of postsynaptic membrane potential; adenylate cyclase inhibiting G protein-coupled glutamate receptor activity
Source: RefSeq, a predicted model, not a curated record